GACUGUUGAGGUUAUUGAAAACGCCGCAGUAAACGUUGCAACGUUCUGUUCUUUCCCUAUACCAUUAUUCGAAAGUAACGGAACCUUAUCACAUUUGCGAAUUAUACUGAUUACAGGUAUCUAUCAAUACCUCUCGUAAACAGGAUGUACCAUGUUCAUAUUAUCAUAAUCUGAUACAUAUAUAUAUUUGCAAAACAUGUCUGAAGAUAAAAUAGUUUGCAGUGAUAUUCUAUUGGAGUUUCUGGAAGUAGCAUUCAAUCACAUCUUAUUCUUUAGAAAUUUAUAUCCCAAGGAAAUCUUUACGAAGAAGAAAAUAUAUAGUAUCACAGUAUAUGUAUCUGAGCAUCCAGAACUUAACGAAUACUUGAAAAAUGUUCUAAAUGCAAUAAGAGAAUUAAUAAAAGAAGAUGAAAACAGUGUAAAGGCAGUGUACCUUGUUUUUUAUAACAAAAAUAAGCAACCAAUUGAGAAGUUUGUUUUUGAUCUUGUUAAACUGCAAGCAAAUAGCACAGAGAAAGAUCCAUAUUACUUGAAAACAGAAGAAGCUCUCAGAACAAUCUGUUUAAAGCUUUCUAUGUGUGAGGCAUAUUUAAAACCAUUACCAGAUGAUUCAACCUUUUCCAUUGAAAUAAAAACAUAUGAAACUGCACAUGUAGCUCUAAAUGAAAAUCCUUAUUGCGAAGAUUUCCCAUGGAUUAUUGACGAAGACGCUCUUGAAAUGACUGAGAAAACUUUACUUCCAUUGAAAACUAUUAAAACAGAUUGUUUAAAUUUACAGAUGUAUGUUUUGGAAAGUCAAAAUAGUAAGGUUGAAGGUCAAUGAAGUGUUAACGAAGUAUCAUUUCUAGAAAUUGGCGGCUUUUUAAAUAUUUCUGCCCAAGAUUAUUAACUUUAUUUGUGAGUUUCGAAUUUUUUAUUAUACAUUAUUCUGAUGUUAUACAUGUUUAUCCGCGAUCAGAAAGCAUGUUAAACAAAUAAACAAUAUGUACUUUUCAUUUUAUGUUUAUUUAAACUUUCUAAUGCAUACAAAUUACGAAAUUACAUAUUUUCUAAAUUAAUCAACAAUUCAACCGUUGCGUCAUCUAUUUAAAAACGGCUGAAAUGACUCGACGACUUACCGAUCGAUUAUCCGAAACGGCGACUGCUUUGCUUUUCAUUUUUCAUCACCUCGUGUCGCUGUAUUCAUAAAGCGCGAAUAUACCCGCAAAUUCAAAAACAAACAACGAAAUCAAACACUUUCUUCUAAAGUGCUUGACCAUGUUAAUUAAACAACCGAAGAGUAUUUGUAAUUGUUAUUAUUGUAUAACGUUCAGUAACUAUUUGAUAAAAAUCAAAUUUAUAUUAAAACACAAUAAUUACUUCUUAAUAUU
Messenger RNA from Osmia lignaria (orchard mason bee), 1370 nucleotides. It is a transcript of the gene PolZ2, whose product is annotated as DNA polymerase zeta subunit 2. NCBI's taxonomy places the organism in Eukaryota, Metazoa, Arthropoda, Insecta, Hymenoptera, Megachilidae. The record is from RefSeq and is a predicted model, not a curated record. Gene Ontology annotation, cellular component: zeta DNA polymerase complex.